AUAAUCUGGAGGGAUUUUACGUGUACAACAAUAAAAUCAGAGACAGAAGUUCCAGAGAGCCCUAAAAACCCACUCUUUCUUCUUCUUCUUCUUCUUCUUCUACUUUCUCGCAGUUCAGAAACUUAAGUACAUAUUUCCUUCCUCACUUACCUAAGAAGCACAGAACUCUCUCUCUGCUUACAAGCAAAGCAAAGAGGAGAAGCAGAAGAGUAAGAAGAAGAUGUCUCUACGAGUUUUGAACCCUAAUGCGGAGGUUCUUAACAAAUCGGCGGCGCUUCAUAUGAAUAUCAAUGCCGCGAAGGGCUUACAGGACGUCCUCAAGACCAAUCUCGGCCCUAAAGGCACCAUCAAGAUGCUUGUUGGUGGAGCCGGAGAUAUCAAGCUUACUAAGGACGGCAACACUCUCUUGAAAGAAAUGCAAAUUCAAAACCCUACUGCAAUUAUGAUUGCAAGGACAGCUGUUGCCCAAGAUGAUAUAAGUGGAGAUGGUACUACAUCUACUGUGAUUUUCAUUGGAGAGCUUAUGAAACAGUCGGAACGGUACAUCGAUGAAGGUAUGCAUCCUCGUGUUUUGGUUGAUGGUUUUGAGGUUGCCAAAAGAGCUACACUCCAGUUUCUUGAAAAAUUCAAGACUCCCGUGAUUAUGGGUGAUGAACCUGACAAAGAGAUUCUAAAAAUGGUAGCAAGAACAACAUUGAGAACAAAGCUAUAUGAAGCAUUGGCAGAUCAAUUAACUGAUAUAGUUGUUAAUGCGGUUCUCUGCAUCAGAAAACCGGAGGAAGAAAUAGAUCUAUUCAUGGUGGAGAUUAUGCACAUGCGUCAUAAAUUUGAUGUUGACACAAGGCUGGUUGAAGGUCUAGUCCUUGAUCAUGGUUCUAGACAUCCUGACAUGAAGCGACGAGCAGAGAACUGUUACAUCUUGACUUGCAAUGUGUCUCUGGAGUAUGAGAAAAGUGAAAUAAAUGCAGGAUUUUUCUAUUCAAACGCAGAGCAAAGGGAGGCAAUGGUUGCUGCUGAAAGGCGCCAGGUGGAUGAGAGAGUGAAAAGAAUCAUUGAACUUAAAAACAAGGUUUGUUCCGGUAAUGACAACAAUUUUGUUGUCAUUAAUCAGAAGGGUAUUGAUCCCCCUUCAUUGGAUCUCCUUGCUCGUGCAGGGAUAAUUGCCCUUCGAAGAGCCAAGAGAAGAAAUAUGGAACGCCUGGUUUUGGCUUGUGGAGGCGAAGCUGUGAAUUCUGUGGAUGAUUUAACCCCUGAUUGCCUUGGUUGGGCUGGAUUGGUUUAUGAGCACAUUCUUGGUGAAGAGAAAUAUACAUUUGUUGAAAAUGUAAAAAAUCCUCACUCCUGUACAAUCUUAAUAAAAGGCCCUAAUGACCACACAAUUGCCCAAAUAAAGGAUGCUCUGCGUGAUGGCCUAAGAGCUGUCAAAAAUACCAUCGAAGAUCAAGCUGUUGUACUUGGAGCAGGAGCAUUUGAAUUUGCUGCCAGGAAAUACCUCAUCAAUGAAGUAAAGAAAACAGUGAAAGGGCGUGCUCAGCUUGGUGUUGAAGCUUUUGCUGAUGCCCUUCUUGUGGUGCCCAAAACACUGGCUGAGAAUUCUGGGCUUGAUACUCAAGAUGAGAUUGUUGCUCUUACAGGAGAGCAUGACAGGGAUAAUAUUGUUGGAAUAAACCUGCAAACAGGGGGAGCUCUUGACCCCCAAAUGGAGGGCAUCUUUGACAACUACUCUGUCAAGCGCCAAAUCAUAAACUCUGGGCCUGUAAUUGCAUCCCAGUUGCUAUUGGUAGAUGAAGUGAUUCGGGCUGGGCGAAACAUGAGGAAACCAAAUUAAUCUUUUAGUAUGGUGUAGCAUGUAUUUUUUGCUGUGCGGAGAUUCCUUCUCUCGGUAUGUAAUGAAGUGUGAGUGCGAUGGUGGAUGGUUUUGUUUUGGGGAUUGUGUUGGGAGGAAUCUCCAUUUGUUUUAGCUCGUGGAAUUUUGAUUACUAAUAAACUCUUAUUGUGUUAUAUUCUCAUCCCACAUAUUGAUGACCGAUCUCGUGAAGUUCUACCAUCUUUAUGGUUAGGGCCAUUUUGAAAUAUCCCUUGACUGAAUUUGCAUUUAGAGGGAAGAGAUCAUAACUCACUUUUAUUUUUACUGGACAGAUCUUGGAUGAGGGAUUUGGAAAUGAUUUAUAGUUCAAA
Molecule: messenger RNA, 2178 nt
Organism: Jatropha curcas
Lineage: Eukaryota; Viridiplantae; Streptophyta; Magnoliopsida; Malpighiales; Euphorbiaceae
Product: T-complex protein 1 subunit zeta 1
Biological process (GO): protein folding
Molecular function (GO): ATP-dependent protein folding chaperone; ATP binding; ATP hydrolysis activity
Source: RefSeq, a predicted model, not a curated record